Messenger RNA from Acanthosepion pharaonis, 573 nucleotides. The record is from the annotation of a GenBank genome assembly. NCBI's taxonomy places the organism in Eukaryota, Metazoa, Mollusca, Cephalopoda, Sepiida, Sepiidae.
AUGUGUGUAUUCUUUCUUUCUUUCUUUCUUUCUUUCUUUCUUUCUUUCUCACUGAAAUGUUUUCAUUCUUUUUUUAUAUUCUUUCCUAAACGUCUUCUUCCUCAUUCAUUCUUUUCCCGCCUCUUAUUUCGUUUUACUAAAUCUUGUCAAGAUGUACUUAUAAUUACCUUCUUCUUCUUCUCCUCCUCCUCCUCCUUCUUGUUUUUUCUUCUUCUUCUCCUCCUUUUUCUUCCUCCUCCUUCCUCUUCCUUUUGUUUUUCUUCUUCUCCUCCUCUUUUUUCUUCCUCCUCCCUCCUCUUCCUCUUGUUUUUCUUUUCCUCCUCCUCCUCCUCCCGUUCUUCUUCUUCUUCUUCCUUCUCCUUCUUCCUUUUCCUCCUCCUCAUUCCUCUUCUUCUUCCUCCUCCUCCUCAUUUUUCUUCUCCUACUCCUCCUCUUUACUCUUCUUCUUCUCUUUCCUUCUCUUUCUUCUUCUUCUUCAUCCUCCCCCUCCUCCUCCUUCUUCUAUGUGCCUUGUCCCUUCAGGACGUUGUUGAUCAUGACUCUCUGAUAUUUUUCGUCCAUUGUAGCCCCUAA